Messenger RNA from Triplophysa rosa, 5862 nucleotides. RefSeq names its product latent transforming growth factor beta binding protein 3 (gene ltbp3). The record is from RefSeq and is a predicted model, not a curated record. Gene Ontology annotation, molecular function: calcium ion binding. The coding region runs from base 440 to 4225 and encodes 1261 amino acids. NCBI's taxonomy places the organism in Eukaryota, Metazoa, Chordata, Actinopteri, Cypriniformes, Nemacheilidae. The transcript has 30 exons.
CACACGAGCUUUCCAGGCAGCGACCGAAUGUAGGCUAUUGGGCUUUGAGAAAUGAAGAUAAAAGUUUUUCAUUUUAUUCCACCUCAAAAAUUUCUUAAAAAACAUUUAAAAUCUUUCAAAUUGAUUUUUAAAAUGCCUAACAUUUUCGGAAUUUGGAUAAUUUGCGCUUUUUACUCAUCAAGAGUUUUUACAUUAAACGGGACAGGAAGGCAUUAGGAAAAACUUUUCUUUAGGAUUCCUGAGCCAGCGCUGCCUGGGAAAAGUGAGGGAGUUUCUGAGGGAGUUUCUGGAUACAGUUUCCAAACGAGGCUCCACCGAAACGUUUUCUGCGGUCGUUCCCUAGGAGUGCACCAGAUCUGCUCGGGCUUUAAGUGGAUAUACCGUGGGUGGUGGCGUGAAUGCUCUGUGUUGCCCCUUGUUGGCAUUGAGGGAUGCCAGCAUGCCCUCGCUGAUUCUUUCCCAUCUGCUCCUAAUCUGGCUCGCGCUCCAGCGACUGGCUCUGUGCGUCGAGCGCGCGUCCACUCGCGAGCGCUUCAAAGUGGUUAUCGCGCCGCUCAUCUGCAAACGGACAUGCAUGAAGGGCCAGUGUCAGGACACCUGCGAACAGGGCAACAAUACGACCCUCAUCGGGGAAAACGGCCAGUCCGCGGAUAUUCUGACCGGGCCUGGCUUCAGAGUCGUGGUAUGUCCUCUCACCUGUAUGAAUGGGGGAAUGUGCAGCGCUCGCACACACUGUCUCUGCCCACCGGGCUUCACUGGACGCCUCUGCCAAUUCCCACUCCGAACACAAGCUUCUCGUGGAAACAAGCAGCCUUUCUACACCGUACAGUCCCAGGGUCUGUCUGAUCAGGGCAGCACAGGUGGACGACAGCAGCUGACACAUACUCACUCUGUGUUCACUCUGCCUCUGUCACAAGGUGCUGGCCAUCACUCAUCUGAAGUGCAGGUCAAUGUACGUGUUCUCCAUACACCAGACACUUCCGUUGUCAUUCAUCCCCUUGACCAAUCAGAGAACAAGCCUCACAGUCCCAAGACUGUGACCCGCCUUUCUCCUCAGCCACAUAAGCCGAAGGGGAGGUGCUUCCAGGAAACCACACCCAAACAGGCUUGUAGUAGUAACCCUCUUCCUGGUCUUACCAAUCAGGAAGACUGCUGUGGCAGUGUGGGUAAUUCAUGGGGACAAAAUAAAUGUUACAAGUGUCCUUUACUACCCUACGCUGGGAAACACCAGACUAUAGUAGAAGACUUUGGCUCCACGUGCCCUCAGGGAUAUAAGAGACUCAACAUCACUCAUUGUCAAGACAUAAAUGAAUGUAUGAUGCAGGGACUGUGUCAGAAUGGAGAAUGUUUAAAUACGCAAGGAAGUUUCCGCUGCACCUGCAAACUUGGAUAUGUACUGAUAGAAAGGACGCGGUGUGUAGCACCAUCUGUUGAGCAGGGCCCCUGUUUCCGAAUGGUUACUGAAGCAGGGAAAUGUGAACAUGUUCUUCCAACACGUCUUUCCCAGGAGAUCUGCUGCUGCACUGUGGGUAAAGCAUGGGGUAGCAACUGUGAGAGGUGUCCACAGGACGGCACAGCUUCCUUUAAUAAGAUCUGUCCAGCAGGAAAAGGGAUGUCUGUCCUGACCUAUCGUAGCACACUGUCCAUUCAGCCCUUUCAGACCAGUUUUGAACACAAUCCCAAUCCUAAAAAUGAGUUCAAGCCUCCGGAAGUGCCUGUCCAGACGACCACACAUCUCUCACCAAUCAGCACGCAUGGUCCUCGCAUCCCAGUCAUAGUGGCCAAGCCGACCCUUCCUCCCUAUGUUUGGGUUCCACCAGAGAGUGAUACCCCCAAAGUACCAUUGGAACACCCACCGACGGCAGUCUCGCCGAUCGAUGAGUGCAAGCUAAGCAGGAAUAUAUGUGGUCAGGGAGAGUGUGUGAACACACCAAAUGGCUUUUCUUGUCACUGUCAUGCUGGAUACCAACCACAUGCACAGAGAAAGAGUUGUGUGGAUGAAAAUGAAUGUGAUUCUGAACCAUGUGGCAGAGGCAUCUGCAUUAACACUGUGGGCUCCUACCGAUGCAACUGUUACAAUGGUUUCAAACUUGUGGUGCAAAAUGGAAAACGCAGAUGUAUCGAUAUAAAUGAGUGUUCUAAACCUGAUAUCUGUGGAAUUGGAGGGCAGUGCAUUAAUUUGCAUGGGUCCUAUAAGUGUGAGUGUCUGCCUGGCUUCAAAAGCAAAUCCCGCAGACAACCUUCCUGCGAAGAUAUUAAUGAAUGUUUGGAUCCUCAUACCUGUCCUGAUGAACAGUGUGAGAAUACUGUUGGAUCCUAUGAGUGCAUACCCUGCCAACCUGGAUACCAUGCACAAGGAGGAGUUUGUUACGACAUCAAUGAGUGUCAGAAGCGUGGUGUGUGUCUCAACGGCAGAUGUGAGAACUUGCAGGGAUCACAUCGGUGUCUCUGUAAUGAAGGCUUCCUGCCGGAGGCUGACAGCAAAGGAUGCAGAGACAUUAAUGAGUGUCUGGAUAACCGUCUGUGUGCUAAUGGUCAAUGCAUUAACACUGAGGGAUCAUUCCGGUGUCAGUGUUUCUCUGGUUACCAGCCUACACAAGAGGGAAGCCACUGUGAAGAUAUCAAUGAGUGUGAGCGUGCCUCUAACUGCCAGCGAGGACGCUGUAUCAACACAAUGGGCUCAUACCGCUGCGAGUGCCAGAAAGGUUAUAUGCUGGUCAGUGGACGCCGGUGCCAAGACAUAGAUGAGUGUUCUGUGGACAGGAGCCUGUGUCAGCCUCAUGGUGUAUGUGAAAACAGACAGGGCGGAUAUGUUUGUGUUUGCAAUGAUGGUUACAUGUUGUCUGAAGACAAACACAGCUGUGAGGAGGUUAUGGUGGAUCUGAACAAUAAGAAGGAAUGCUAUCUUAAUCUGGAUGACACUGUGUUCUGUGACAGCGUCCUGGCAACCAAUGUUUCUAAGCAGGAGUGCUGCUGUUCUAUCGGUGUGGGAUGGGGGGAUCACUGUGAGAUCUACCCCUGUCCUGUCUACCACUCAGCGGAGUAUCACUCUCUUUGUCCAAUCGGCAGAGGAUUUUACCAUGAGGAGGGAAAGAUAGAAUAUGGAUUACCAGCGCACAGAGAUAUUGAUGAGUGUGUGUUGUUUUCAAAUGAGAUCUGUAAGGAGGGACGCUGUAUGAACACACAGCCAGGCUUUGAAUGCUACUGCCAACAGGGAUUCUACUAUGACGGCAAUCUGCUGGAAUGUAUUGAUGUGGAUGAAUGUCAUGAUGAAUCACUGUGUACAAAUGGUCACUGUGUGAACACUCGAGGCUCAUUCUACUGCACUUGCAACCCACCCUGGGUUCCUGACGCUACUAACAAAAACUGUGUCUUUCCCACAGUCACAGAUGUGGAUGAGUGUCAAGACCCUGCAAAUUGCAAAAACGGCCACUGUGUAAAUACACAAGAUUCCUAUUAUUGCAUCUGUACAUCGCCCUGGAUUUUGGCAACCGACCGCAAUGGUUGUGUCACACCUGAGGAACAGGCGGUAACGGGUGUGUCUGUGGUGCACCUUUCAGAUGUGAAUGAGUGUGAGGAUCCCUCCUACUGUAGGAACGGGAAAUGUGUCAACACUCCCGGCUCCUUCCACUGCAUUUGCAAGCAGCCUCUUACCUUCAGUGCAGCCCUCAAGCAGUGCGUCUAUGAUGAUCGCACUGCAGCACAUAAGGACAUAUGUUUCCGGGAGGUUGAUGAGGAUCUCAUGUGUACUAUGCCUCGGAAUGAGCUGACGGUGACUUACUCUGAGUGCUGCUGUCACUAUGGUCGGGGCUGGGGCCCAGAGUGCCGUACCUGUCCAAACAGAAAUUCAGUACUUUUUAACAGACUGUGUGAGAUGCAUUUGGAGACUGAGUCUGACGGAGAGGGGGACUUUCUGGCGGCUUUCUCCAGCUACAACCCAGAGAGAGACAGUUCAGAAGAAGACUCAGAUGAGUGUAGCUGUGCUAAUGGUCGAUGUGUACGAUCUUAUCUGGGUACAAUGUGUGAGUGCAAUCCUGGGUUUGUUUUGGAUCACUCACGAACACGCUGUACAGAUAUCGAUGAAUGUGCAGGGCGAGGAUCAGGGCAGAGCCCCUGUAAGAAUGCACGCUGUAUUAACACCUUUGGGUCAUUUAGAUGUCACUGUAAACUUGGAUUUGUUGCUGCACGGCGACCCAAUGUGUGUAUACGGGCUAGGGCCCAAUAACAUCAACAUAGUUGAUGAAAAUAGACAUUCUAAUGUAUAUGUGUCAUGGUACUGCCCCAUCUUGUCUUGCUUUUCUUGAUCUUGUGGCAGAGCCAUGGCAGAACCUCUUGUUUCAUGUGGAGAGAGGCUUUUUGGCCCUUUUGGUUUGCCAUACUCUCUCCAAGUCUCGUCAUUGUUCCUGCCCUCUUGUUCCCUUGUUAGUGCUCGUUAUUAGUUCAUGCCCCGCACCUGUUACUUCUUGAUUUAUCCCCUUUAUAAUGCCCUUGUGUUUUCUGUCCUGGGCUGGUUCAUUGUGUGUGUGUCAUAUGUGGUGAGUUCCUGUCUUGUCAGUGUAGUUUAGUUAUUUUGUAUUUAAUUCAAGUGUUGUCUUAGUCUAGUUUAGUGUAGUUAGUCCGUGUUCUCCUUAUCUGUCAUGUUUAUUUUUACCCCCCACGUGGGUUUUUGUUUUGUUUAUUAUUUAUUAAAGUUUGUGUUAACACCUUACCCGCUGUCUGCACUUGGGUCCUCUGUCCGUGUCUCACCUCCCCGUCCAGCACUAACGAGGGAACAAGAGGGCAGGAACAAUGACGAGACCUGGAGAGAGUAUGGCAAGCCAAAAGGGCCAAAACGCCUCUCUCUACAUGAAACAAGACGUUCUAACAUGGCUCUGCCACAAAAUCAAGAAAAGCAAGACAAGAUGGGGCAGAACCAUGACAAUAUGGUAAUAUUCUUCCUCAGAUCUAGUAUAAACCAUCUACAAACAUUUACCCACAAGCACUCCAGAAUUUCAUGUUUCACUCUGACGUUAUCUGGUUAUCCUUAUCUUAUGAUGGAAAAUGAGAUUAUAGAAUCAUCAUUACUUUUCUUAAAUAUUAAUUGUCUUGUUUUUUUUUCAUGUUUAUCUCUUCUAUCAGUAAUAUGUUUGCACCAUUUGAAAAUGUUUGUUAUUGGAUGAGAAAUUGGCAUUGGAUGAAAUGUAUCUAGUUCUUUGCAAGUUUUAGCUAAUUUAAACAAAGCUCAGCAUUUUUGUAAAAUAGUGUUUUCUCAUCUGUUUUUCUCUUAUUUUAUUUUUUCUUUAAAAAAAACUUGUAAGGCUUAAAGUGAUGUUUUUAUUUUCGGAAUCACCUAUUUUGACAGAUUGAUAUCAACGAUGACCUGAUUUUUGUGUAACUUUUUUAAAUUGAUGUCUGUGUCUAUUUUCAUUUGUUGAUGGUGUUUUGUUUCCUUUGUACAUUAUUUUUCUUAUUUGAUAAUGCAACGUUUGUCAUCUUUCUUAGGUUGCAUGAAGCACAAGACAUUUAAAAACAUGGCAGUGAUGACUUUGGCUUUCUAAACCUUUUUUAAAGUGUUUAACUGAAACAGAAGUUUCUCCGAUACUAUUGCCUUCUGGAUGAGACACAACUGUGAGACGUGUUAUUUUUCACAGCAAGUUGGGGAGAUGCAGAAAAGACUAGAUAUAACUACACAGGUUCCCUACUAAAGCAGUAAGAAAAAGAUGCUGUUCACCAAAUAAAUGAAGAUAAAUGAAUAAUACAAAAUAGAAGUAAAAACUCAAUGUUGAUGUUCUAGAUGAAUGAACCUUUUUCUUAAUCUUUGUAUUUUCUUUUUUAAAUAAAUUAAAAGGAUACAAAACAAUGGGUGCUGCUUUGAGUAAUGAC